AUGGAUCCGAAAACGAGAUCUCCACAUUUUGACUGCUGGUAUAUUAACCUACACAUCAGACCAAAGGUUUCAAGUGAUACGACCCGAUAAAUCUGACAAUUGGACGUUACAAAUAAAAUUUCCACAAAUACGGGACUCCGGGAUUUACGAAUGCCAAGUGAACACAGAACCAAAGAUGUCGUUGCCUUUUAGGCUCAACGUCGUAGAAGCUAAAGCCCGGAUCCUCGGACCAAGUGAUUUGCACGUGAAGGCCGGAAGUUCCAUUACACUCACGUGUCUCAUCAGUCAAGGCCCACACGAUUUAGGAACGGUGUUUUGGUACAAAGGAGAAAAUAUCCUAGAAACGGCGUCGGUCCGGACUCACAUUAGUGAUAUAGUCGAUUACACGAGUAGGGUUACAAUUGAGAACCAGUGGUCAGAAGGACUUUCGUCAAAGCUGCAUAUUUCAAAUGCUCACAUUUCGGAUUCUGGAAACUACUCGUGUGUACCCACCAUCGCUGGAUCAACUAGUGUAAACGUGCAUGUUAUUAACGGCGAACACCCGGCAGCAAUGCAACACGGCAACAAGAACACAGCCUCUCUGUCUCUCUCGAUUCAAGGCACGAUUGUAUAUAGCCUCUUCGUUAUAGUAAUGAAGCAAGUCAGAUGAAACCUCUUGUAAAUACGAC
Diabrotica virgifera virgifera (western corn rootworm) is the source of this 668-nucleotide messenger RNA. RefSeq lists its product as uncharacterized. Gene Ontology annotation, biological process: synapse organization. The coding region runs from base 176 to 649 and encodes 157 amino acids. The record is from RefSeq and is a predicted model, not a curated record. Gene Ontology annotation, cellular component: neuron projection membrane. The transcript has 4 exons. NCBI's taxonomy places the organism in Eukaryota, Metazoa, Arthropoda, Insecta, Coleoptera, Chrysomelidae.